Molecule: messenger RNA, 1098 nt
Organism: Hyposmocoma kahamanoa
Lineage: Eukaryota; Metazoa; Arthropoda; Insecta; Lepidoptera; Cosmopterigidae
Product: solute carrier family 35 member F1-like
Exons: 4
Coding region: 72-800 (242 amino acids)
Biological process (GO): transmembrane transport
Cellular component (GO): membrane
Molecular function (GO): transmembrane transporter activity
Source: RefSeq, a predicted model, not a curated record
CACUGGUAGGCGGAGCAUGGCGUGGACAGAGGCUAGGGGUGCCGCAUGUUGCUGGAGCCACACUUGGUUUAAUGGCUGUUGUUUGUGUUGUCUGGGCUGAUGUGGAGGGAGCCCCUACUGAUGGUAAAAACCAGCUAGUCGGAGAUAUGCUAUGUCUCGGAGGGUCAUUGCUGUUCGCUAUAGUGACAGUACUUCAAGAAAUGAUGCUCAAAACAAUAUCCUGUUCCCAGUAUCUUGGAGCACUUGGUGUGAUUGGCAGUAUUGUAGCUUGCACUCAAACAUUCUUCCUUGAAUUCGGAGAAUUAAUCACAUUCAACUGGUAUGAAUUGGAGACCAUCAUGCAACUUGGAAGCUACUCAUCAAUACAGAUGAUAUUUCAAAUAUUAACAAGUUUUAUGCUGAGAGAUGCCGGCUCUAUUCUACUACACUUGUCUUUUUUAUCUGCUGAUUAUUAUACUGUUAUUGCUGGGAUGUUUAUCUUCCAGUUUAAGUUCCACGCUCUUUACUUCCUGUCGUACCUUCUGGCGAUGGUGGGGGUGUUCUUAUUCAGCGCGCGACCGACUGCGCCGCCGCCGCAACCGCCACGCCUGCCGCAGCUCGUUCAUGACUCCGUGCAAACUCAGGACAACGUAUCCAUGGAAUACACUGUACCAACAUUGGACUGCAUACCAAUAGAAGGUCUAGAGCCACCAAUGAGUAGAGACACGACAUUCACAUCAUUCCUGGGUGGUCCACAAACGAGUAUGCCCAAUGGAACAGUCUCAUUUGGACAGAACGGCGUACAAAAGGAACCGUGCUAAGUAUAAAAGUAAACAUUCUAUCUAAUUAUAUAUCUUGUGAACUAAUUUGAUGUGACAAACACGUUCCAUAAAACACACUUUUGUUAUAAGAAACCAUUUCUAAUUCAACAUGUUACUUUCAAUUCAGAGAGAGUUUCAAAAUAGGUUAAAAAGCACAAUCGAACAAAUUAAAAUAUCUUCUUGUUUAAAAUAUCUUCUAAUUAAAAUAUCGUGACUUAGACAAACUCAAACAGCCAGUACUUGCUCUAGUUGGCGCCAAAAGGUAAAAGUUCAAUAAUUGAAACAAUUAUAACUACAA